Molecule: messenger RNA, 1782 nt
Organism: Chenopodium quinoa (quinoa)
Lineage: Eukaryota; Viridiplantae; Streptophyta; Magnoliopsida; Caryophyllales; Amaranthaceae
Exons: 11
Coding region: 1-1782 (593 amino acids)
Source: RefSeq, a predicted model, not a curated record
AUGGGUGGCUGUUACUCAAAACACACAAAACCCGUUAGGACGCGAAGAAAAUUCCGUUAUCAUUCCACCAAACAUCGUCGAAGAAUUUCAAAUUUUGUUGGUGAAGAUAAAAAUAAGCCAUUAGGUGAUGGGGCAAGCUUCAUAACUGUUAGCCAAUUUCUUCAUACGAAUGUUGGGGAGGGUGAAACAAGUGAUUUUCGAAGAUCGGAGGUAUUGAAUUCAUCAUUCCUUCUCAAGCAAAUGCAGUUGCAUCGUAAUCAAAAUAACCCUAAUGGUAGCUCUAAGGAGGAAGCAUGGUUUGAUCCAGUUAGUGUAGUGGAGUCAGACUCGGACUCGGACUCGGAAGAUGAAUUUACUAGUGUUCAUGGAGAUAAUUCUGCAGUUGUAGGUAAUAAUAAUGCAAAUGGAGGCCAAAUUUCUCAUUCCACAUCAUACUCCGUAGACUAUGAAAAUAUGCUUGAAGAUUAUUGUGGAAGUUUUUUCAAGAUGGAUAAUGAAGGGAAUGCUCUCUCCCUGCAUGAGAGCCAGACGGGUGGUAAUACCAUCCAUUCUGGCCCUCAGAUGAUUGGAAUUGUGCUGUAUGUACCUACUCAGGUUUACGGAAAAGCUGAUCAAUUUAUUAGUGCUACUAAGAAGAAGCUAUUAGAUCAAUCUAAUGAAAAUUUCACUUAUAUAAAGGAGAAGUGUGACUCUUUAGAGAAGACUACUCCAGACAAAUGGGCAAUAUUGAAGGCUGGUCUACCACAAUUGCUUGCUUCAUUAAGCUUCAAUGACAUGAGCUACAUACAAAAUUCCGGACGUCCGUCUCACCAGAAAAAAUCGUCAAUAUUUAGCAUUUCCUUCAGACGAAAAUCUUCUGAAAAUAUAGAGAGUAGUGGAUUGAAGCACUAUUUAUAUCGUCCAAGAGCAGGGCGUUUAAUUCCAUUUUUAGAUAGACAAAAAUCAAUAUCAGGACGUUGGCAGGAAGUUUCACCUUCGAAAUUCAAUUUGCGUGGCAAGACAUUCUUUAAAGACAAGAAGAAGUAUCCUGCGCCAGAUAUUUGCCCUUAUGAGCCAUUUGGUGUAGAUUUGUUUAUUUGUCAAAGAAAGGUUAAUCACAUUGCUCAACACCUUGAACUUCCCUGUACCGGGAUGGAUGAGAAGGUUCCUCCAAUUCUCAUUGUAAAUAUUCAGGUCCCAACUUAUCCAACAACCAUGUUUGGCGGUGAUAGUGAUGGGGAAGGAAUGAGCCUUGUUUUGUAUUUCAAACUAUCUGAAAGCUUUGAGAAGAAUGUCUCCCCUCACUUCCAAGAUUGUGUCAAGAGAAUGGUUGAUGAUGAAAUGGAGAAAGUAAAAGGGUUUUCUAAAGAAACUUUACUUCCUUAUAGAGAAAGGCUCAAAAUCAUAGCAGGCUUGGUUAAUCCUGAAGAUCUCAAUUUGAGCUCUACUGAAAAGAAGCUUGUACAAUCUUACAAUGAAAAGCCUGUUCUUUCACGCCCCCAACAUAAUUUUUACAAGGGUAAGAAUUACUUUGAGAUAGACUUGGAUGUUCAUCGCUUCAGUUACAUAUCAAGGAAAGGGCUUGAAGCUUUUCGAGAUAGAUUGAAAAAUGGCAUAAUUGAUCUUGGUUUGACCAUUCAGGCACAAAAACCAGAGGAGCUACCAGAGCAAAUGCUUUGUUGUUUACGAUUAAACAAGAUUGACUUAGUUGAUCAUGGCCAAAUACCUGUUCUUAUGCCAGUGGAUGAUAAAAAAAGUUCAUCAAGACAUCGAAGCUCUCUAUCAACAAUAUCAUAUUUAUGA